GGUAUCACCGCAAGAUUUCUUGCGAACAACAAUUUCUAAAAUUGUUAUUUAAAAGGCUGAGGCCUCCGCAAACAGUUAAUUUAAAUUGCGACUUGCAAAAGAACUUGUUGACUUGCUCUUUAGUGUAAGAUCAGGCUAUAGUAAAGUGUUACAGUGGUGAAAUCAGUGAUUACUCUGCAUUUAUUGCGACGCAGUUCCGAGUGACUCCAUACAAUGCGCACAGCUGUGGUACUUCCCCUUCUGGCUCUGCUGGCAGUUGCCCAGGCCGUUUCCUUCGCCGACGUGGUCAAGGAGGAGUGGCAUACAUUCAAGCUGGAGCACCGCAAGAACUAUAACGAUGAUACCGAGGAGCGUUUCCGUUUCAAGAUCUUCAACGAGAACAAGCACAAGAUUGCCAAGCACAACCAGAAUUGGGCAUCCGGCAAGGUGAGCUUCAAGCUGGCUGUGAACAAGUAUGCCGAUAUGCUGCACCACGAGUUCCGUCAGGUGAUGAACGGCUUUAAUUACACCCUGCACAAGGAGCUGCGCGCCGCCGAUGAGAGCUUUGCCGGCGUCACCUUCAUCUCGCCGGCUCAUGUUACCCUGCCCAAGUCUGUGGACUGGCGCACCAAGGGAGCUGUUACCGAGGUUAAGGAUCAGGGUCACUGCGGCAGCUGCUGGUCCUUCUCCAGCACUGGAGCUCUGGAGGGACAGCAUUACCGCAAGACCGGCGUUCUGGUCUCGCUGUCCGAACAGAACCUGGUCGACUGUUCCACCAAGUAUGGCAACAAUGGAUGCAACGGUGGUCUCAUGGACAACGCCUUCCGCUACAUCAAGGACAAUGGAGGCAUCGACACCGAAAAGUCGUAUCCCUAUGAGGCCAUCGAUGAUUCGUGCCACUUCAACAAGGCGACGAUUGGAGCCACCGAUCGUGGAUUUGUCGAUGUGCCCCAGAAGAAUGAGAAGAAGCUGGCCGAGGCUCUGGCCACUAUUGGUCCCGUUUCCGUUGCCAUUGAUGCCUCCCACGAGUCCUUCCAGUUCUACUCGGAGGGUGUCUACGACGAGCCUUCCUGCGAUGAUGAGAACCUGGAUCACGGUGUCCUCGCGGUGGGCUUUGGCACCGAUGAGUCCGGCGUGGACUACUGGCUGGUGAAGAACUCUUGGGGCACCACCUGGGGCGACAAGGGCUUCAUCAAGAUGGCGCGUAACAAGAAGAACCAGUGCGGCAUCGCCACCGCCGCCAGUUAUCCCCUGGUCUAAGGUCCAGAACUGAUUUAUUUACUAGCCACUGUCCCCUCAUAUUAUAAAAAAAACGGAGAGAAAAACAAGAAAUACCCAACGCAAGCAUCUUAAAUGAACUUUAAUUAAC
Molecule: messenger RNA, 1348 nt
Organism: Drosophila serrata
Lineage: Eukaryota; Metazoa; Arthropoda; Insecta; Diptera; Drosophilidae
Gene: CtsL1
Product: cathepsin L
Biological process (GO): proteolysis
Molecular function (GO): cysteine-type peptidase activity
Source: RefSeq, a predicted model, not a curated record